This is a messenger RNA of Lecanosticta acicola, 1797 nucleotides long. Lineage: Eukaryota; Fungi; Ascomycota; Dothideomycetes; Mycosphaerellales; Mycosphaerellaceae. The record is from the annotation of a GenBank genome assembly.
AUGGAAAGAACAGAACACGUCGGAUAUACCGACGCCACCGGCCUGUCGAGGAUGAAGAAGGACCUGCAGAGUCGACCGGCGGACGGCGCCUCCAACAGCAACAGCGACAUGGUCCGAACUGCCACGGCCAAGUCGAGACAAAUCACCAUUGGCAUCGUCGGUGCUGGAUUCGCGGGUCUGCGAUGUGCCGACCUCCUACUGCAGGCCGGCUGCAAAGUCACGAUCCUCGAAGCCCGCAACAGACUUGGUGGACGAGUAGCCCAAAGUGCUCACCUCGGCCAUCUGGUCGACCUGGGACCGAACUGGAUCCAUGGCACAGACGACAAUCCGAUCAUGGACAUUGCAAAGCAAACAGGGACCAAACUGCAUGCUUGGGAUGAGGAUUGUGUCAUCUUUGACAGUGAGGGCCAGGCUCUUAGCAAGGAAGAAGCAGAUGAGUAUGGCUCCAUCUUGUGGGAUGACGGACUGAUUGCGGAUGCUUUUCGGUAUUCGAAUGAGCAUCAUGAUACUAUCGAUCCCCAGAGGAGCCUGUACGACUUCUUCGUGGAGAGAAGUAAGGACCUGUUCGAGAGCGAGCCAGUCGAAGUCGCAAAGCAGAAACGGGAGAAAUUGCUGCAGUUCACUUGGAUGUGGAGCUGCUAUAUUGGGAGUCCCGUGGAUCGCCAGUCUCUCAAGUUCUUUUGGCUGGAAGAGUGCAUCGAAGGAGAGAACCCAUUCGUGGCCGGAACUUACGUUGACAUCCUGCAAGCAGUGGCAGAUCCUGCGAAGAAGGCCGCAGACAUCAUGCUCAACACCGAGGUGGUAGAGAUUUCGUCGACAGGAAAUGGGGCCACGAAUGACUACUACUCUGGCCAGCCCCACGGCUCCAAUCCACGGACUCGCCCAAGCGUACGAACUGCCCAGGGUCAAGUCCUCAGCUUCGACGAGAUUGUGGUGACAACACCGCUGGGCUGGCUCAAGCGCAACAAAGCAGCUUUCCACCCCGAGCUCCCACCAAGACUCUCCUCCGCAAUCGACAACAUCUCCUACGGCCAACUCGACAAAGUAUACAUCACCUUCCCCAGCGCCUUCUGGGACACCCCGACCGCCUCAACCCCAGACCCUCCACCCCACGGCAUCGACCCAGCAGGAACAACCCCCAACGUCACCGCCAAGACAUUUCCACUCCACCAACCUCCUCCCUCCAACAACAACAACGAAGACGACAACCCUUCUUCCUCCUCCUCCUCCUCCUCCAAAUCUCCAGGCUUCAUCCACUGGCUCCAACCCACCUACGCCAGAACCACAAACCCUCGCCAAUGGAUGCAAGAACUCGUAAACUUCUCCGCCCUCACCCCCGCCUCCUGCGCCCAUCCCACCCUCCUCUUCUACAUCCACGGUCCCCAGAGCGAAGCCAUCGGCUCCCUCCUCCUCCAGCCCGAUGAAGAAGACUCCGACUCCUCCGAUUCCAAGCUCAAGCAAUUCUUCGAACCCUACUACUCCCUCCUGCCCAACUACUCCCGCGCCAACCCGGCCUGUACGCCCCGCGCGGUGCUCGCGACGGGCUGGGCGGUCGAUACAUUCGCGGGUUAUGGUUCGUAUGCGAAUUUCCAGGUCGGGUUGCAGAGGGGGGACGAAGACGUGGCAGUCAUGAGGGAGGGAUUGCCCGAGAGGGGCGUGUGGCUUGCGGGCGAGCAUACGGCUCCCUUUGUGGCUUUGGGAACGAGUACGGGGGCGUAUUGGUCGGGUGAGGCGGUGGGGAGGAGGAUUGUGGAGGCGUAUGGAUUGAAAGGGGGGAGUUGUCUGACAGAUCUGUAA